Molecule: messenger RNA, 3013 nt
Organism: Microplitis demolitor
Lineage: Eukaryota; Metazoa; Arthropoda; Insecta; Hymenoptera; Braconidae
Gene: Dgk
Product: diacylglycerol kinase 1
Exons: 14
Coding region: 195-2900 (901 amino acids)
Biological process (GO): diacylglycerol metabolic process; lipid phosphorylation; intracellular signal transduction
Cellular component (GO): plasma membrane
Molecular function (GO): calcium ion binding; ATP-dependent diacylglycerol kinase activity
Source: RefSeq, a predicted model, not a curated record
CCAUAUGAACUAAAAUAGUUUUGUGUAAAUACAGACGAUUUAUUAGUUUGUGAAUAUAUUUUCUUCUGAGUCUUUCACGUCCAGUGGAGCUGUCAGGAAAAAAAAAUUAGGGAUGGCGCCGAGAUGGUCAUUAGUUUGAUUAGAUUCAAUUACAACGUUCAUUCCACUAAAUCUUAUACUUAUUCAAUGUAAGGAUGUCCCUUCAGUGGGACAAAUUAUCACCAGCAGAAUUCCAGCAGCUUCAAGACUUAGCAGCUUAUUCCACACGAAAACUUGAAGAUGUCCUUACUGAAUUUUGUGGUACAACAACUCUGGGUAGCGGAUCUAAAUAUCAUCCCGAUGGGGACAUCGAUUAUGAAGGGUUCCGCAAGUUUUUGGAUACAUACCUUGAAGUUGCCGCACCCGAUGAUCUUUCCCGCCACCUUUUUUUAUCAUUUAUCAAAAAAAAUACAAGAAAUGUUGACAGCAAAGCUUUUAAGGAAAUGACAGUUAUGUCAUCGACAACAGCAUGUGCCGCCAUAACAUCACAUACAACAUCCAGUAGUAAUGUGAAUAGUACAGGACUUGCUCCAGUAUCUACUGAAAGUCAUGGGGGUUCAUCUCUUGCUGAAAAAUUCCAUGGAUUAACGGAAAAGUUUCAAGCUUUGGGUCAUCACAGAACUGACAGUGAAACGUCAGCUCGGGCCAGAACAGGUAGUAUUCAUCCAAUGUUGACAAUUGCUCAUACGUCUUACAGUUGUCACGAUGUUUUGGAAAAAAAAAGCACUGAUAGUAGCCCUAGUCACAGUCAAAUGUCACGUAAUUCAUCGCGAAAGUCGAAUAAUUCUUUGCUCGUUAAUAAUGGAAAGCUAGAAGAAAUAAAACAUCUUGUGCGGAAACAAAGUACUAUUGAUGUUCACACGGUUAAAGUGAGCUUGAAAGAUAUUGUAUGCUAUCUUUCAUUACUUGAAGCUGGUAGACCAGAAGAUAAAUUAGAAUUUAUGUUUAGACUGUAUGAUACUGAUGGAAAUGGUGUUCUCGAUACUAAUGAAAUGGAUUGUAUUGUCAAUCAAAUGAUGAACGUUGCAGAGUAUCUUGGAUGGGACGUAUCAGAAUUGAAACCAAUUCUACAAGAUAUGAUGAUUGAAAUCGAUUAUGACGCAGAUGGAACAGUUUCUCUAGAAGAGUGGAAAAGAGGUGGACUUACAACCAUUCCACUUUUAGUACUUUUAGGUUUAGAUUCUCACGUGAAAGAAGAUGGAAAUCAUCUAUGGAGACUAAAACACUUUAGUAAGCCAGCUUAUUGUAAUUUAUGCCUUAAUAUGCUGGUGGGACUCGGCAAAAAAGGAUUAUGUUGUGUUUUUUGUAAGUAUACAGUCCACGAAAGAUGUGUUCAGCGAGCUCCAGCAUCUUGUAUUGCAACUUAUGUUAAAAGUAAAAAAACAUCCCAAAGUAUGGUACAUCAUUGGGUUGAAGGAAAUUGUCAUGGCAAAUGUUCAAAAUGUAGAAAGACAAUAAAAAGUUACAACGGAAUAACUGGACUGCAUUGUCGAUGGUGCCAAAUUACUAUACAUAAUAAAUGUGGAUCACAAGUAAAAGCAGAGUGUAAUCUUGGCGAGUACGCCAUUCAUAUUCUACCUCCUACAGCGAUAUGUCCAGUUGUCUUGGAUAGACAAAGAUCAUUAUCUCGAGACAGUAAACGUGGCAGCAAGUAUGGUCAGGAUACAUCUUCCGUUGGUUCUGGAGCUUUUCUAAGCACUAGUAGCAAUCCGAAUCAACAACCAGCGAUGUCUUUUCAAAUCACUCCACCACUAGGUUCAAUUCCUCUGCUGGUUUUUAUAAAUCCGAAGUCUGGAGGCCGACAGGGAGAAAGAAUGUUAAGAAAAUUUCAGUACAUUCUAAAUCCACGUCAAGUACAUAACCUGGCUAUUGGAGGGCCUAUGCAAGGUCUUCAAAUGUUUAAGGAUGUUGAAAAUUUCAAAGUGAUUUGCUGCGGCGGAGAUGGAACUGUGGGUUGGAUUCUAGAAACAAUGGACCGAAUUCAAUUUGAACAUCAACCGGCUGUUGGUGUGGUGCCAUUAGGUACUGGCAAUGAUUUAGCGCGUUGUUUGCGUUGGGGUGGGGGCUACGACGGCGAAGCAUUACACAAAAUUUUGAAAAAAAUAGAAAAAUCAACUCCGGUUAUGAUGGAUCGAUGGCAAAUCGAAGUUACUGACCAGAAAGAAGAAAAGAAACCUAAUCAAGACAGUAUUCCUUAUAAUAUUAUAAAUAAUUAUUUUUCUGUUGGUGUCGACGCUGCUAUUUGUGUUAAAUUUCAUCUUGAACGAGAAAAAAAUCCAGAAAAGUUUAAUAGUCGAAUGAAAAACAAACUUUGGUAUUUUGAGUACGCAACAACUGAGCAAUUCGCAGCAAGUUGUAAAAAUUUGCAUGAAGAUUUGGAAAUCGUCUGUGAUGGGACACCAUUAGAUUUGGCUCAUGGCCCAUCUCUGCAAGGAAUCGCGUUAUUAAACAUUCCGUUUACUCAUGGAGGUUCUAAUUUGUGGGGAGAACAUCAUGCUCGGUAUCACUUGAAAAAAAGGAAGAAACGACCAGAUAAAGAACUUAGUACUAGCAGCUUUAAUUCUGUUGAUUUGACGGUAGCUAUUCAAGACAUAGGAGAUAAUCUGAUAGAAGUAAUCGGCUUGGAAAAUUGUUUGCACAUGGGUCAAGUAAAAACUGGACUGAGAGCAUCCGGUAGGAGAUUAGCACAAUGCAGUAGCGUCAUUAUUAAGACUAAUAAACGCUUUCCUAUGCAAAUAGACGGAGAACCAUGGAUGCAAGGCCCUUGUGCGAUUCAUAUUACUCAUAAAAACCAAGUACCCAUGCUAAUGGCGCCACCGUCAGUCAAACGCCGAGGAUUUCUUCGUUUUUUUAAAAGAUAAAGAACUCACAUAUUUUCUACCAUCGUACUGUUUUAAGUUUAUGUAUAUGAAACAAUCCCUGACCAAAAACUUCGAUUGGAUCUGAUUAAAUUUCAAUUGUAUUCAUUCGGAAA